Cylas formicarius (sweet potato weevil) is the source of this 540-nucleotide messenger RNA. RefSeq lists its product as uncharacterized. Gene Ontology annotation, biological process: sensory perception of smell. The transcript is spliced from 2 exons. The coding region runs from base 105 to 509 and encodes 134 amino acids. The record is from RefSeq and is a predicted model, not a curated record. Gene Ontology annotation, molecular function: odorant binding. Lineage: Eukaryota; Metazoa; Arthropoda; Insecta; Coleoptera; Brentidae.
UUUGUUGGUUUCGAGAUGAUAUAAAAGCACAUCCUAGUGAGAAAAAAUACAGUAAGCGAUAGACGGACGUCAUAUAGUUCGAAAAGAUAUCCCUCACGUUAAUUAUGAAGUACUUGGUCGCUUUUGCCCUAUUGCUGACGGUCGCCUCUACGCUGGCUGACCUGAAGGAAGAGGCCAAGCAAAAAAUCAAAGUGGCCCACGAAAAAUGCCAGGGCAAUCCCGAGACUCACGUCGACGAGGCAGUCUUGGAGAAAAUCCGGAAGGGAGAGAAACCCGACCACCCUCAGAACCUCGGCGCCCACAGCCUUUGCAUCUCGAAGACUCUAGGUUGGCAAAAUCAAGAUGGUACCGUGAACAAGGCCCUCAUCACUGACAGAGCUACCCAGCAUAUCCAAGAUGCGGCCGAACGACAAAAGUACCUUGACGAGUGUGCGGUUGAUAAGGAAAACGAAAAGGCCACCGCCAUUAAUUUGUUCAAAUGUAUUGGUAGAUACACUCGUCAUCAGUAAUUCCGUGAAAGACAAUAAAUGACUUUCCGUA